AUGAGGAAACAAGUGGUAGAACCCUUGGAAAUACAAUGAGAUUCAUCAGCAGCAUCUAUAUGCUUUAUAACAUCAUUAUGUCCACAGAAGCCUGGGCCCCAAGGCUGCCAGAAGAAAGGGAAUUGAUUUCCAACUUCUCCAACAUGGCUUUAAGGGAGAUUCCUCCAGACUUGACUGAAGCCACGACCAUACUAGAUUUAUCCUAUAAUCUCCUCUUUCAACUCCAGAGUUCCGAUUUUCACUCUUUCUCCAAACUGCGUUUUCUGAUACUAUGCCAUAACAGGAUCCAACAGCUGGAUACCAAGGUCUUUGACCUGAACAGGGAGUUAAGCCAUUUAGACUUGUCUUACAAUAGGCUGAAAGUCAUAAUUUGGUCUUCUCUGGCAGGUCUCAGACACUUAGAUCUUUCUUUUAAUGACUUUGACACACUGCCUACCUGUGAAGACAUUGGCAACAUGCCACAUCUGGAAACCCUGGGUUUGAGUGGGGCAAAAAUACAAAAAUCAGAUCUCCAGAAAAUUGCUCAUUUGCAUCUCAGGGCUGUCUUGUUAGGUCUGAGGACUCUUUCUCAUUAUGAAGAAGGCAGCCUGCCCAUCCUAAACACAACAGCCCUUCACAUCGUUUUGCCAAUGAACACAAACUUCUGGGUGCUUUUGUGUGAUGGAAUGAAGACUUCAAAAGUAGUAGAAAUGACAAAUAUAGAUGGCAAGAGCCAGUUUCUUAGUUAUGAGACUCCAUGGAAUCUUACUGUGGAGAAUACCAAGGCAUCAACUCUGAUAUUUCACAAAGUUGACUUGCUCUGGGAUGACCUUCUCCUCAUCUUCCAGUUCGUGUGGAAGACGUCAGUAGAGUACUUCCGGAUUCAGGACUUGACUUUUGGAGGGAUGGCUAAUCUAGACCACAGUUCAUUUGACUACUCAAAUACUGUAAUGAAAGCUAUAAUAUUGGAGGACAUACAUUUCCGAAUCUUUUAUAUUCCCCAGGAUAGAAUUUACUUGCUUUUCACCCAAAUGGAUAUAGAAAACCUGACCAUAUCAGAUGCACAAAUGCCACAUCUGCUUUUCCCUAGUCACCCCCAGAGUUUCCAAUAUUUAAAUUUUGCCAAUAAUAUCUUAACAGAUGACCUGUUUAAGAACCCCAUCCAGCUGCCUUCUUUGAAAACCCUCAUUUUGAGGGGCAACAAGCUGGAGAGUCUUUCUUUGGUGAGUGUCUUUGCCAACAGCACACCCUUGCUUCACUUGGAUCUGAGCCAGAACCUGCUACAAAAUGAAAUCGAGGAGCCCUGCCUGUGGCCAGACACCUUGACCCUUUUGAACUUGUCAUCCAAUAAAUUUGAAGAUUCUGUUUUCUGGUGUUUGCCCAGAAAGGUUCAAACGCUUGACCUGAGCCAUAACAGAAUUCAAGCUGUCCCUAGAGAGACCAUCCACCUGAGCGCUUUACGAGAGCUUCGUGUUGCAUUUAAUUUUCUAACUGACCUCCCUGGGUGCAGUCAUUUCACAAGCCUUUCUAUGCUGAAUAUUGAAAUGAAUUUAAUUCUCAGCCCAUCUUUGGAUUUUUUUCGGAGCUGCCAGGAACUAAAGACUCUAAAUGCAGGAGGAAAUCCAUUCCGAUGUUCUUGUGAACUAAGAGAUUUCAUUUGGCUUGAAAAGCAUUCGGAAGGCUUGAUGAUUGGAUGGCCAGAUUCAUACAUCUGUGAAUACCCCUUGAGUCUAAAAGGCACUCCAUUAAAAGAUGUUUAUCUUCCCGAGUUUUCUUGCAACACAACUUUGUUGAUUGUCACCGUUGUGCUAGCCAUGCUGUUUCUGGGGAUGGCUGUAGUGUUUUGCUGGCUCAACCUUGACCUGCUCUGGUACCUCAGGAUGCUGGGCCAGUGGAUACAGAUACAGCACAGGGUUAGGAAGACAAUGCAAAAGGAACCUAAGAGAAGUGUGCAAUUCCACACAUUUAUCUCAUACUGUGCACACGAUUCAGUCUGGGUGAAGAACGAACUGAUUCCCAAUCUACAGACAGAAGAUGUCUUGAUUUGUCUUCCUGAGAGAAACUUUGACCCCUACAGGAGCAUUGCAGAAAAUAUUAUAAGCUGCACUGAGAAAAGCUGUAAGUCCAUCUUUGUGCUGUCUCCCAACUUUGUCCAGAGUGAGUGGUGCCAUUAUGAAUUCUAUCUGGCCCAUCACAAUCCCUUCCAUGACAAUUACGAUUCUAUUAUUCUCAUCUUACUGGAGCCCAUUCCCUCUUACUGCAUUCCUCCCAGGUUUCAUAAGCUGAAAGCUCUUUUGGAAAAGCAAGUACACUUAGAAUGGCCCAAGGAUAGGCGCAAACGUGGGCUUUUUUGGGUAAACCUUCAAGCUGCUAUUAAUGUUAAUUUAAUAGACACCAGAGAAAAGUGUGAACUACAGACAUUCACAGAGCCUAAUGUUGAGCACCAUGGUUCUACCACCUCUCUGGUGAGAACAGACUGCCUCUAAAAGCCACCACACCCAGGCAG
Molecule: messenger RNA, 2485 nt
Organism: Cricetulus griseus (Chinese hamster)
Lineage: Eukaryota; Metazoa; Chordata; Mammalia; Rodentia; Cricetidae
Source: RefSeq, a predicted model, not a curated record